AUGGCAUCGCCUUUGCCCUUUGCUCAUCCUGCUGACUUGGUGCGCGCGGAUCAGAAGGACGAUCAUUGCAGAGCUGAGUUGCGCACCUUGCUUCUGGAGACCUCCGAGGAGUUGCUAGGAGGCCAUGCUGCUCGCUGGCAAGGGGCAUUGCAGGUUUUGGGUGAUGCCAGCUAUGCCUGGGCCACAGCCGCUGCCGGAAGUAGCCUCGGGGAGGAGUACAGCGAGUUGCUUUUGGUCGAAAACCUUCGCCCAGCAGGUCGAUUUCGACGCCUUCUGGCUGCCGCGCUUAACGCAGUCUUGGUGAAUGGAAACUGGGGCGAGUGGCUCAUGCUGUUCUUGCGACUGCAUUUGGCGCUUUUCUAUCUCUUUGGUCGCUACCGGCAUUUGCCCGAGAGGCUGCUCAACUUGAGAGCUGUAAGCUUGGCAGAGCGGCCAUACAGGAGCUUCAGCUACCGGCCAUUGGGAUUUGUGUUGCUGGCACAAGCCAUUGGCCAGCUGCUGGCAAAGAUCCUGCAGCGAAGGUCAGGAGCUGAUGUAGCCGACACGGAGACUUUGCAAGCUGCCAUGGGCAACUGGGCCCCAGCACUUCCGCAGUCCCGGCUGAGCGCAGGACGGCCGCCGCGGUGCAACAUUUGUGCUGGAGAAAAAUGCGGGCUCUUUGGUGGCGGAGAGCUAAGCCUUGGCUCACGAAGGAUCAUGCGGGUCCAUGUGUUGGAUUAUGACACCCCAGAAGGUGCCAAGCGUCUCCGAAGCAAAGCUUUGAUUCUGACGGCGCCCAGCUACGUCACAGCGUCCCUUCUGAAGGAGGUUUGUCCUGCAGCAGCUUCUGCCUUGGAAGGCAUUCGAUAUCCGCGAGUAGCUGCAGUUACGGUGGAGUAUCCCAAAAGCGCCUUUAGAGAGCCUGAUCAUGGAAAAGGUAUCGUCAAUGGCUUCGGGCAGCUUCAUCCAAGAUCACAGGGCAUCAGAACCUUAGGCACAAUUUACUCAUCAUCUCUCUUUCCGAAUCGCAUGCCUGACGAUGAUAAAAUCAUGCUCCUCCACUAUAUAGGUGGUGCUCGGGACCCGGAGCUGUUCGGCGGCAUCCAGGGCCUGACGGAAGGGCAGCUGGUGGAGGCAACUCACAAGGACACGGUGGAAACUAUGCUGCAUCCCAGCGAGGCAUCCAAUCUUCCAAAAGCCCUUGGUGUCAGGGUUUGGGAUCGAGCGAUCCCGCAGUUGGAAGUUGGGCAUCAAGACCGUUUAGAUACCGUGAAGAAGAGCCUGGGCAUAGAGGGUGUGGAAGGCCUUUACCUCGCAGGGAACUUCGUGGGCGGUGUGGCUUUGGGCAGAUGCGUCGAAUUCGGCAUCGAGAUUGCAACGGAGGUGGUUGACUUUGUGAAUGAAGUCAAGAUCAAGGAGCCAGCGUAG
This is a messenger RNA of Durusdinium trenchii, 1407 nucleotides long. NCBI's taxonomy places the organism in Eukaryota, Dinophyceae, Suessiales, Symbiodiniaceae. The record is from the annotation of a GenBank genome assembly.